Messenger RNA from Alosa alosa (allis shad), 1685 nucleotides. RefSeq names its product claudin-4-like. Gene Ontology annotation, molecular function: structural molecule activity. The coding region runs from base 88 to 720 and encodes 210 amino acids. The transcript has a single exon. The record is from RefSeq and is a predicted model, not a curated record. Gene Ontology annotation, biological process: bicellular tight junction assembly; cell adhesion. NCBI's taxonomy places the organism in Eukaryota, Metazoa, Chordata, Actinopteri, Clupeiformes, Clupeidae. Gene Ontology annotation, cellular component: bicellular tight junction; plasma membrane.
UUCCUUCCUUCUGCAGUCAGUAACCGUCGCUCCAACCACAACUACUGCUCCCGUCAAGAUAGACAGAGAAACAGAGAAACAGUGAAGAUGGUGUCCCAGUGCAGGCAGAUGUUGGGCUUCUCCCUCUGCAUUAUAGGGUUCCUCGGCAGCAUCGUCAUUUGCGCUCUGCCCCAGUGGAGGGUGAGCGCGUUCAUCGGCGCCAACAUCGUGACGGCGCAGACCUUCUGGGAGGGCCUGUGGAUGACCUGCGUGAUGCAGAGCACGGGUCAGAUGCAGUGCAAGAUCUACGACUCCAUGCUGGCCCUGCCGCAGGACCUGCAGGCCGCCCGCGCCCUGGUGGUCGUCGCCAUCAUCAUCUGCGUCUUCGGCAUCCUCCUGGCCAUCUCUGGGGGCAAGUGCACCAACUUCGUGGAGGAUGAGGCGUCCAAGGCCAAGGUGGCACUGGCCAGUGGAGUGGUCUUCCUCAUCGCCGGUGUCAUGGUGCUCAUCCCCGUGUGCUGGGCGGCCAACACCGUCAUCCAGGACUUCUACAACCCCCUGGUGACCAGCGCCCAGAGGAGGGAGCUGGGCGCCAGCCUCUACAUCGGCUGGGGUACUGCGGUCUUGCUCCUGCUGGGAGGGGGUCUGAUCUGCAGCAACUGCCCGCCCAAGGAUGAUAACGACUACCCAGUGAAAUACUCCCAGGCCCGCUCAUCCGCCACCAGCCGAGCCUACGUGUGAGGAAUGAUGACCGAAGGGUCAAUGCCUAGGAGACAUUAAUAACCUGGUUCCUUUUGUUCAGAGAAUCUUUGCCAGUGUACACAGAGGUACUCGUGAGAGUGAAGGGAGAAUUAACCUGGACUUUGAUGAAAACAAGACAACAGAAGUGCCAAAGCUAUUAUUUCCACUAGUUAAAAUUGCCUCUAAGACUAAGGAAGUGCAAAGGUGUGGUAUCUAUUUUAAUCUUUUCUUGCCUGACUUCCUGCUUGGCAAACUGAGGAUCUAAUCUGAGAUCUAAUUUGUUGAUUGAUAUAUUGGAGCUGAUUUGAAAAUCAGAAUUACACUUGCGGGUAGAAAAUGCUGUGUGUGUGUGAAUGUACAGUAUGUGUGUGGGAGUGGGGGAUGGGGGGAUGAGCGCCCUGGUCAUCAUCGCCGUCAUCAUCUCCUUCGUGGGCAUGAUGCUCACCUUCAUCAUGACGUUCGCUGGCACAGGGUCGUACAUGCCCAACAAGCCCAAUGCCGCACCACCUUACGCGGCACCCAGGCAGUAUCUCUAACAACGUGGACUACAUGAAGAUGACAAGACUUGUCCGUGGGGUUUGCUGAUUAUUUAUGGAUCAGCGAGUUUUUGAGCUGCACUGGAGAGCCUUUCUGAGAGAGUGUUUACUAUUUACUCUUUCUGAAGUGUGUUGUUUGUGUAUCUGCUGAGUAGUCUUAGCAUGUUGGCAUUGUGUAGAGAAACAAAAUGGUGUGUUAAAAUGGCGUAGCAAAACCUCAAAUGUUGUGAUGUUGUCAGGUUUAUGAAAGGUAUCCAGUGUCAUACAAACAAGUUUGCACGAAUUUAUACUCCUGUUGAAGUGACAUUUUCAUGACAAAUGUAAAUAGAAAACUGUAAAAAGAAUGCUGAAUUGCUCUUGAUGUUCAUGUAUGAAGUGUGAUCUGUAUUAUUAUGAAAAUUAUUUGACAAUAAAUCAUAUUUUAUAAUA